AUGAAAGAGCUUGCAGCACCAGAUGUGACUUAUAAGUACUCAUGCAUCACUUAUCCAGAUUUGGCAGGAGAUUUUGAACUCAGAUCAGGACUUAUUCAUCUGCUUCCCAAAUUUCAAGGGUUAUCAGGAGAGGAUCCCAACCGCCAUCUAUAUGAAUUCCAUGUGGUUUGUUCAACCAUGAAGUCACAAGGGAUUUCAGAAGAAGACAUUAGGUUGAGGGCUUUUCCAUUCUCUUUGACGGGAGCAACUAAGGACUGGUUAUAUUGCCUUCCAGCUGGAUACAUUACAAGUUGGAUUGAUAUGAAGAGAGCCUUUUUGGAGAAAUUUUUCCCAGCUUCUAGGACUGCAACUAUCAGGAAGAGCAUUUGUGGUAUUCAACAAGUAGUGGGAGAGACUCUUUAUGAUUAUUGGGAGAGAUUCAAGAAGCUGUGUUCGAGUUGUCCACAACAUCAAAUUAGUGAUCAGCUUCUUGUUCAGUAUUUUUAUGAAGGUCUACUUCCCAUGGAUAGGAGCAUGAUAGAUGCAGCAGCUAUAGGAGCCUUGGUGAAUAAGACUCCAAAUCAAGCAAGAGAGCUAAUUUCAAAUAUGGCGAAAAAUUCACAGCAAUUUGGGAAUAGAGCUCUUGGUACUAGAGUGGUUAAUGAAACUCAUUUAGUUUCGACUGAGCAACAAGAAAUUAGAAACAAUUUGCAAGAAUUUACCUCUCUAGUGAAGCAAAUGGCGUUGCAAAAAUCAUGUCAUGUUUCAAAUUUUCCCUUACCAAUGAUGAAGUUGUGUGGAAUUUGUUUAAGCCAAGAUCACUCUUCGGAUCAUUGUCCUAAUCUACAUCAAGAUGAAUCCGUUGCAGUCAUUUCAAGACCUUAA
Molecule: messenger RNA, 864 nt
Organism: Zingiber officinale
Lineage: Eukaryota; Viridiplantae; Streptophyta; Magnoliopsida; Zingiberales; Zingiberaceae
Exons: 1
Coding region: 1-864 (287 amino acids)
Source: RefSeq, a predicted model, not a curated record